AUGGCUCUGACCCCGCUGUUCCCGGGGCUGAGGCCGGGCUGGCUCCCGGCUCUGACCCCGCUGUUCCCGGGGCCGAGGCCGGGCUGGCUCCCGGCUCUGACCCCGCUGUUCCCGGGGCUGAGGCCGGGCCGGCUCCCGGCUCUGACUCCGAUGUUCCCGGGGCCGGGCUGGCUCCCGGCUCUGACCCUGCCGUUCCCGGGGCCGGGCUGGCUCCCGGCUCUGACCCCGCUGUUCCCGGGGCCGGGCUGGCUCCCGGCUCUGACCCCGCUGUUCCCGGGGCCGGGCCGGCUCCCGGCUCUGACCCCGCCGUUCCCCGCAGGGCAGGCGCUGGCCCUGGCGCUGGUGGCCGCGCUCUGGGGCGGGACGGGCCCGUUCCUGAGGGCCGCAGCCGCGGGCAUGGAGGAGCAGCGGGGCCGGGGCCGCCUGCGGCAGCUGCUGGCGGAGCUGCGAUUCCUCAGCUUCAACUGGCAGUACCUGGUGCCCUUCCUGCUCAACCAGGCUGGAUCUCUGCUCUUCUACCUCACCUUGGCCUCCACAGACCUGUCCCUGGCAGUGCCACUCUGCAACUCCCUGGCUUUGGUUGUGACCUUGGUGACUGGGAAAAUCCUGGGAGAGGACAUUGGGGGCAAAAGAGCUGUGGCAGGAAUGCUGUUCACCAUGCUGGGGGUGUCCCUGUGCCUGGCUGGGGCCUGAGGCAGCAGCAGAACAGCAGAGGAUGACCCAGAGGAGGAUGAUCCACCUGGGAAAGUGUUUUGGGAUGGAUCCCAAACAAAUCCCAAGGAUUGCACUCCCCACUGCAGGGACAGCAGCCAGCCUUGUGCCUUAAGGGGAUUUUGGUGCCUCUUUGAAGGCCACAGUGACCAAACUUGGACAGCACUGAAGGGGGGUAAGAAAGGGUUAAUAAAUUAUCCAGUGUGA
Messenger RNA from Melospiza georgiana, 918 nucleotides. It is a transcript of the gene TMEM234, whose product is annotated as transmembrane protein 234. Lineage: Eukaryota; Metazoa; Chordata; Aves; Passeriformes; Passerellidae. The transcript is spliced from 4 exons. The record is from RefSeq and is a predicted model, not a curated record. Bases 1 to 693 code for a protein of 230 amino acids.